CUACGAAACCCCAAUCCCUCUCUCGGACGGCAAUUAUAUAUCCCACCCCCAAGUUAACUAAAUGGCGGUUGCACCUCAAAAACACCUCCUCUAGAACAUCCUCAAAAAUACCUUUGACCUCCCUUCUCCUCUUUUGUGGUGCUGUGUAAAUCAAGAAACCUCUCUCUCUCUCUCUCUCUCUCUCUCUCUCUCUCUCUCUCUGUGGUAUACCUCUUGUGUAUACACAUAUCCUCCCUCAGGACCCUCACUAUAUAAAUCGCCCUCCCCAAUCUCUGAAUCCCCCUCUCAAACCCCCCCUCCUCAGAAAAUUCAUGUGUUUAAUCUCAGAAUACUACUCUAACCAAUUAUACCAUGAGCAACGUUCCAAGAGUAUCUCUAUCAGACUCUUCCCUGACCCUCUUCAAACUGGCCAUUUCUGGCUCUGACCCCUGGCCCUUCUCUAUCGUCUCCUUCUAGCCUCUGAUCAAAUUCAAACAAAAAAGAAAGAUCCAUCACACCAAGGGGUUUCUUGUAAUUUUCUUGGUUUUUUUUGUUUGUUUGUUUUUUGUUUGGAAGUACAGAUGGGAGGAGACAAGAUUAGUGUGUUGAAUAAUUUUCACCUGCACUUCCCCCACCUUCAUCUCCACCACAAGAAGGAGAUGAUGGUGAAGGACAUUCCGAAGGGCUGUCUGGCUGUUAUGGUGGGGCAAGGGGAGGAGCAGCAGAGGAUUAUAAUCCCGGUCAUAUACAUCAACCACCCACUCUUUAUCCAGCUGCUGAAGGAAGCCGAGGAAGAGUAUGGGUUCGAUCACAAGGGACCCAUUAACAUUCCUUGCCACGUCGAGCAGUUCCGCCAUGUCCAGGGCAUGAUUGACAAAGAUCAGCAGUCCCACCACCACCACAGCCACCACCACCACCACCUUCUUUGCUUCAAGGUUUGAAAGAUUGUGGAUUUGAAUUGAAAGUUGGGAGCUUCCGUGUAAAAUAUUCAGCAGUGUCACGGAUACAGAUGUUCCGAAACCAUCUCCCAAUUAUUUUAAACUUGUUGUUUAAUGUUUGAUUUUUUUGUUCUGUUCUUGUUUUUAUUUAGUGUAGUAAUUUGGUGAACCCAAAUACAUGUACCCAGAUUGCUGUGGAAGUUGAUGACAGUAUUAAUUAUUACAUAAAGUUAUUCAUAUUUGUAGCUGUA
Molecule: messenger RNA, 1168 nt
Organism: Rhododendron vialii
Lineage: Eukaryota; Viridiplantae; Streptophyta; Magnoliopsida; Ericales; Ericaceae
Product: auxin-responsive protein SAUR32-like
Exons: 1
Coding region: 561-920 (119 amino acids)
Biological process (GO): response to auxin
Source: RefSeq, a predicted model, not a curated record